This is a messenger RNA of Melanaphis sacchari, 973 nucleotides long. It is a transcript of the gene Enoph, whose product is annotated as enolase-phosphatase E1. NCBI's taxonomy places the organism in Eukaryota, Metazoa, Arthropoda, Insecta, Hemiptera, Aphididae. The coding region runs from base 208 to 939 and encodes 243 amino acids. The record is from RefSeq and is a predicted model, not a curated record. Gene Ontology annotation, molecular function: magnesium ion binding; acireductone synthase activity. The transcript is spliced from 2 exons.
UUAUCAUUGACCGGUCGUAUGCGCCACACCAAACGAGAAAUAUUUUUUUAAAUAUAAAUUAGUAAUUAAUUUUUUCUCUAUUGGUUCGUUAUCGAUUGUAACCUCUAGUUAUUCUACAAAACUGUUCCGGACGUAUUCGAAGAACUCCUAUUGACUGCGUAAAUCCAAAAAUUAAAGAUCUUGAUAAUAGCUAUUCUAUAAUAUAAAAUGCCAGUGAACGAGAAUGUUAUUCUCCUUGACAUUGAAGGAACAAUUACAUCAAUUAGCUUUGUUAAAGAUACAUUAUUUCCUUAUGUCACCAACGUCUUAGAGGAUUAUAUAGAAAAACACUGGGGCGAUGAGAGCUUUCAACAAGAUUUAGAGUUAUUGCGCGCACAAGCAGUUAUUGAUUCCAAUGUUGAGGGCUUUGUACCAAUAUCUGCAGAUGACAAUGCAAAGAAAUCUGUCAUUAAUAAUGUACUAUGGCAGAUGAGCAAAGAUAGGAAAACUACUGCUUUAAAGCAAUUACAAGGUCACAUAUGGAAAGAUGGAUAUGAGAGUGGUCUUCUAAAAGGUCAUUUAUAUGAAGAUGUAAUACCUGCUUUAAACAAGCUAACCAAUUUGGGUAAAAAAAUAUACACUUACUCAUCUGGGAGUACAGAAGCUCAAAAGUAUUUAUUUCAAUAUUCCAUGUAUGGAGAUGUGUCUGGUUUAUUUUUAAAAUAUUUUGAUACUAAAAUGGGUCUAAAAGGCUCAGAAACCAGUUAUAUAAAUAUUGCUAAUGAGAUAAAUGUAAGUUGUAGUGAUAUUUUAUUUUUGACUGACGUAGUUGCUGAAGCAGAAGCAGCUAUAAAAGCCGGCUGUAAUUCAACUCUUUUGGUAAGACCUGGUAACGUUCCUUUGGAUCCUGAGAACAGUUCAAAAUUUAGAAUUAUAAAGACACUAGAUGAAUUAUUAUAAAUUAAGUUGGAACACAAUUACACAUAAUAUACAU